UUCAUCGAUGUACGACUAAAAUCAUGCAUUUAACAAAUACAGUGCUAUUAUUAAAUUUUGCCGGAAUCUAUGGGUUUAGAUUUUACAGCUUCGGCAAUGGCUACCGAUAUCUUUCGAAGCAAAUGGCAAAUUACGCUGUGCAGUUUGAUUACGCUUCAGUUGAUACGAAAUGGAUCGAACAGCCUUUGGACCACUUCGAUGCGAAAGAGAACAGACCUUGGAAGAUGAGGUAUUUUGAGAAUCUGGAGUUUUGGAAACCUAACGGGACUAUCUAUCUGUUUAUUGGCGGCGAAGGGGAAGCUCAUCCUUAUUUUCUCACGCUUGGCACCUUAUAUGAACUGGCAAACGAAACAAACGGAGCGAUGUUCGGAUCAGAGCACAGAUAUUAUGGCAAAAGUAUGCCUUUAGAUAAUACAGUAACAGAAAACUUGAAAUACUUAAGCUCGCGCCAAGCUUUGGCAGACUUAGCUUAUCUUCUGGAAACUAUAAGAUCUUCACCAAAGUUCAAGAAGUCCACGAGCUCAAAAGUAGUGGUCAUUGGAGGUUCUUAUCCUGGAAAUUUAGCGGCGUGGAUGAGGCUGUUAUAUCCAAAUUUAGUUGAUGCAGCUAUAGCUAGCAGCGCACCAGUUUUAGCUAAAAAAGAUUUCUUUGAAUACUUAGAAACUGUUUCCGAUGACUAUGAACAACAAGGACUUGAUGGUUGCCACGAUAAAAUCUCCGAAAUAUUUAAAAGAUACGAAAAGUUAUUUAGUAGUGAACAAGGAAUUAAGCAACUGAAGGAAGAAGAGAAGAUUUGUCAAGAUAACGAUAUGACUAGACUUGAAAACAAACAGUUAUUCUUCAUGGAUAAAACUUCAGAAUUUAUGGGGCGAGCGCAGUAUGGCAAUCCAGACUACAUAAAGAAACAUUGUGCAAAAAUUAUGAAUUCAUCGAGAAUUGCUACUUCAAAAAUGUCAUUUGAGGAUGAACCGAAUUUCUGGCGCGAAGAGAUUGAUUGCUACGACUACGACUUUUAUAACAUGAUUGAUGAAAUGAAAGAGAUAGAUUGGAUCCUAUCUUGGAUAUACCAAACAUGUACAGAGUUUGGAUACUAUCAAUCAACUAACUCUGAUAAUCAUCCUUUUACUAGAAAUAUUCCAGCUGAGUUGUAUUACAAGAUGUGUACAGGACUAUUCGGACCAGAGUUUGAGGAACAAAGGAUUGACGAAGGAAUAGAUUACACGAACAAAUUGUAUGGAGGACUCAGUCCUAAUGUAACUAAUGUAGUCUUUGUCAAUGGUGACAUGGACCCUUGGAGUCGACUUGGGAUCUUAGAAGAUGUUUCCUACGAUGCUCCAGCAAAAGUGAUACCAAGAGCGUCUCAUUGCAGAGACUUGUUUUCUAAUAGAAAAGGAGAUCCGGAAGAGUUAGUUGAAGCAAGAAGUUAUAUUAAGUAUUUGAUAAAAAAGUGGUUGCGGCUGGGUGAAUAUUACAAAUUGGUGUAAUGAACUUUGGUUCUUAAGAUAAAAUAAGUUAAGAUAGUCAUAUUUUCAUUAGAUUGCGUUACGCCACACGCAUAACGUAUAACUUUCGUAUCAAUUCAAUUUAAAAAAAUAUUGUAGCGUUUCUUGAAUUACUUAUACGGAUUAAUAGUUUCGUCACUGUUAGAAAUCGACUGUUAAAAAACCACUGUUCUAUUUCCUCUGCCAUUCUCAAUUACUUAGUGGUCUAUUUCAUUCAAACUCCUGUUUGUGUCAUUUAAUUAAAUAUGAUUUCUUACUAUCGCUUUCUCAACAUCAUCUUCAUCCGGACCUGUCAAAUCUUCAGUUUAGGUAAGCGGACCCUGUGAAAAACGGCAUAAUGCUAGGGAGACUUUCUCAAUAUCAUUGUUCCACCUCAUCUAUUCUGUAUAACCAUAAGACAUACUUGUAAG
Molecule: messenger RNA, 1912 nt
Organism: Pectinophora gossypiella (pink bollworm)
Lineage: Eukaryota; Metazoa; Arthropoda; Insecta; Lepidoptera; Gelechiidae
Product: putative serine protease K12H4.7
Exons: 1
Coding region: 24-1484 (486 amino acids)
Biological process (GO): proteolysis
Molecular function (GO): dipeptidyl-peptidase activity; serine-type exopeptidase activity
Source: RefSeq, a predicted model, not a curated record